Messenger RNA from Scomber japonicus (chub mackerel), 3941 nucleotides. Its product is annotated as plastin-3-like. Gene Ontology annotation, biological process: actin filament network formation; actin filament bundle assembly. Gene Ontology annotation, molecular function: calcium ion binding; actin filament binding. The record is from RefSeq and is a predicted model, not a curated record. The coding region runs from base 47 to 1909 and encodes 620 amino acids. Gene Ontology annotation, cellular component: cytoplasm; actin filament bundle; actin filament. The transcript has 16 exons. NCBI's taxonomy places the organism in Eukaryota, Metazoa, Chordata, Actinopteri, Scombriformes, Scombridae.
CCGGGUGAUUUUGACGGAAUUACACAAGCAGACUUCAGGUGUCAGUAUGUCAGACAGUAUCAGCACUGAGGAGAUGGAGGAGAUCAGUCAGGGCUUCCAGAAAGUGGAUUUGGAUAACAAUGGGUACAUCUGUGCCUCUGAACUCGGAGAUCUCUUCCGUGAGGUGGGCUGCCCUUUACCUGGAUACCAAAUCAGAGAGCUCCUGCAGAGGCUGGACCGAGACAAGGACAGCCGCAUCAAUCUUGAUGAAUUCACCGCUAUUUACAAGGAUAUGAAGGACGAUCGCUUGGCCCAGGGUUUCAGGAAAGCCCUCAACAAGAAAGAAGGCAUCGUAGCCAUCGGUGGCACCAGCGAGAUCUCUAGUGAAGGAACUCAACAUUCAAUCUCUGAGCAGGAGCGCUACGCCUUUGCCAAUUAUAUCAACUCGUCUUUGAAGAAUGAUCCUGACUGCAAACAUGUGCUGCCCAUCGACCCCAACACUGGAGCUCUGUUUAAAGCACUGGCAGAUGGCAUUGUGCUUUGUAAACUCAUCAACCUCUCUGUUCCCGACACCAUCGACGAGAGAACCAUCAAUAAAAAGAAACUCACUGCUUUCACCACACAGGAGAAUCUGAACUUGGCUCUGAAUUCAGCCUCUGCCAUUGGCUGCCAAGUGGUCAAUAUCGGCGCUCAGGAUCUGAAGGAGGGAAAACCUCACCUGGUGCUUGGACUCCUGUGGCAGAUUAUCAAGAUAGGACUGUUCGCUGAUAUCGAGCUGAGCCGCAAUGAAGCUAUUGCGGCGCUGCUCGAGGAAGGGGAGAGUCUGGAGGAGUUGAUGAAACUCAGUCCUGAGGAGCUGCUGCUGCGCUGGGCCAAUUUCCAUUUAAAGAAAGUUGGCAUGACCCUAUCAAACUUUUCUGGAGAUAUCAAGGACUCCAAGGCAUAUUACCACCUGCUGGAGCAGAUUGCUCCAGAUGGCAGCAAAGAGGAUGCUCCCCGGGUUGAGAUUGAUAUGACUGGUAUUUAUGAGAAGGAUCUCACAAAGAGAGCAGACUGUAUGCUGAAUCAGGCCGACCGCCUCAAAUGCAGACAGUUUGUAACAGCCACUGAUGUCGUGACUGGGAACGCCAAGCUCAACAUGGCCUUCGUCGCCACGCUCUUCAACAAACACCCAGCUCUCACCAAACCAGAGAACCAAGACUGGAAUCUGGAGAGCGAGACCAGAGAGGAGAGAACUUUCAGGAACUGGAUGAACUCUCUCGGAGUCAGUCCACGUGUUCACCAUAUCUACGGUGAUCUGCAGGAUGCCAUGGUGAUUCUGCAGCUGUAUGAAAGGAUUAAGGUGCCCGUGGACUGGGACAACAGAGUCAACCACCCUCCAUUCAACAAAGUAGGAGGAGGACAUCUGAAAAAGAUGGAGAACUGUAACUACGCUGUGGAGCUGGGAAAGAAUAAAGCAGGUUUUUCCCUGGUGGGAAUUGGAGGACAGGACCUCUAUGAUGGAAAUGCCACUCUAACCUUGGCACUGGUCUGGCAGCUGAUGAGGAGGUACACUUUGAAUGUUCUUGAGGACCUCGGACAUGGAGAAGCUGCAGGAGAUGAUUUGAUCAUUUCAUGGGUCAACAAGACUUUGGCUGAAGCUGGCAAGAGUUCAUCUAUCAAAAGCUUUAAGGACAGGUCAAUUGCUACCAGUCUUCCAGUUCUGGACCUGAUUGAUGCCAUGCAGCCACAGAGUGUGAACUUUGAGUUGGUUAGAAAUGGAGAUCUGUCGGACGAAGACAAACUAAGCAAUGCCAAGUAUGCCGUUUCCAUGGCGAGGAAGAUUGGUGCCAAGGUCUAUGCCCUACCUGAAGACUUGGUAGAGGUCAACCCCAAAAUGGUGAUGACCAUCUUCGCCUGCCUGAUGGGAAGAGGCAUGAAUAGAGCAUAAACAAAUAUCCACUCACACACAUAUACGUACUGACUGACUGUCUUUGCCUGUUUGACUGGAUGGAACAUGAAGAGAAUGAACUUAGUUGUGUUGACUUAUUUACUUAAGAGGUUAUUCUGUGGUAGCCAAACAACUACACAAUGAGAAUUUGAAGGUUUGGGUUUUUUUCUGGAUCUUAGUUUUACUUUCGGGCAAGAUGCUGGCUGACAGUGUCACGUUAUGUAGGACACACUUUCCAUAAUGUCAUUGUGUUGGCAUUGGCCAUCUGUCCAGGGUCUGCCCAGUGCAUGCUGAUAUAGACUCCUGUCCACCUACAAUCCUGAUGAGAGACAAGUCUGUAAUCAAUACAGAUGAAUAAAAAGGUUCUGUUUCUUUCAAUGUAAAGGCUGUGAUACAUGGAAAACAUUCAAAGACAAUGAUAUUUCUAAGUCCUGUUGAAAGCAAAAAUUAAAAGUCGUGAUUUUCAUUCUUUUUUUUCUCAGCAUUUCAGUUUUCUACAAACACUUUUCAUUCAUUUUUAAUGAGGUUAUACUGCUUUGGUGCCUUUUUUUGGCCUGAUGAUAUCCUCCACAGUUUCCCAUGUGUCACAGCAUCAUGAUCUGCUGCCUAGGCUCUGCUGUAUCUUCCAAUGUGCCAGCUAGUUCACAGUAUGAAUAUUUAAUGUACUUAAGCCAUAAUAUUCUUUACUUAAUACCUUUUUGGCCUUCUUUAUAUAUAUAUAUGACCGAAGCUGUACUAGAUUACAGGCAGUUAAUAGGCAGCAUAUGUCUUCACGCAAGGGUCAUUAAAGCUGAAACCAUUCAUUUUUUUUGGCUUAAAAUUUAAAUAAUUUACAUUAUAAUGAUGAUGUGUCAGUGCCAUUUUAGUGGGUAAUUAAUAGAUAUGUGAUAUAAUUAAGUAUUUUAGAUGACCACUAGCACAGUUUAAGGACUUUUUAAAGUGUAAAAUGCAUAACAUUUUUAAAAAGCCAUAUAGUAGCUUCUAUACUAAAAACCAUCAAGAUUCCUUAAACUAUGCUGAUAAUUCAUUAAAAAAAGCCUUAUUAUAUUAUUAUCAAUCAUUAAUGUAUCCAUUAAUUGACACCACAUUUAAGGUAAAAUUUGUACCUUGAUUGCAAACUUAUGAUUCUUUUUAAGUUUAGAAUUUAGAAAGUAUCUGCCUCGUUUGUAUUUUAACCCCAGAUCUAGGAUAUAAAAUACCUGGAUCCCUGUCAUUCACUGGCACGUUAUAUUAGUCUGUCAUUUGAAAUUCAAGCCUAAACCCCAACCUUAUAAUUAUAAUUGAAACAUGCACCUUUCAUUUUAGAGAAAAAAUGUUAUUUUGUUGAUCUCGGCAGAAUUGUAUUUUCUACAUUUUGAACAUUGUGGAAAUGUAACGUGUCAAUGCUGCUGCUGCUUCCAUACGGACUCAAAACAACAGACUAUUAUGUUUGCAUUUCUUGUGAAGACCGGACCUCUCGUCAAUGCGCUGCUUUCUCCUCUGUAACCAAAAUGCUGCCUGGAGACAAUUCACAGACUAUGACAAACUGAACAUCUGAAUUUGAUGAGUUGAUGAUGUACGACUGAUCCAUCUAAACAGUGUCAAAGAACAUGAUUAAUGACUAUGUCUAUUUCUGAUUAUGUUAUCUUUUAAGUAUGAUUUCAGUUGUUAAAAGCACCCAAAGAUAGAUUUCUAGUAAUGUGAGCAUUGAGAAUAUGAUGAAUUAUUGGUUAAACACGUGGUGCUUAAAGUUGAUCCAGGUUUUCUGCUGCUGCUGCUGUUAACACUGUGUUUUCUUUUAUGCCAAUGAUUCCCAGUAAAGCAGGGAUAAGACAUUGCAAAUUGACAUCAAACCUCUUCUCUCAGACAUUAUACAGGUGUUGCUGUAUUGAAGAUACUCUUGAUCUUAAUGUGUGCAGUUAUGGUUGACUCAAUAAAUCUCUUUCAACCUUUGAAGAUGUGUGACCAACUGCAAAUGUUACCAAUAUACUGAAUGGAAGCAUUUUCCAAUCAGCUGUUUAUUUGAUGGUGAUUGGUCCUUUUAGAAAGCCAA